This is a messenger RNA of Blepharisma stoltei, 348 nucleotides long. Lineage: Eukaryota; Ciliophora; Heterotrichea; Heterotrichida; Blepharismidae. The record is from the annotation of a GenBank genome assembly.
AUGCACAGAAACAAAAUGGGGCAUGCUGCAUUGAUACAGGAAGAGAUGAUACAAGAGAUCUUCAGUGCAAGCUUAGUUGAUGAAGGAUGAAUUAAUGCAUGAUGUGCUGGCACAGAGCACUGUAGACAAGUGGCAUUGAUACAAGAAAAUGAAAUGAUAAAAGAAUUGACAGUGCAAGAUGAUUCAAUACAAAUUGUGCUGGCACAGAACGAAGAUUGCAUGUGAUGUACUAAUAAGGGUGAAGCUGUAAGAGUGGCAACUAUGCAAGGUAUCAUUCUGCAAAAUGAUAUUAAGAUAAGGUUUAACCUAGAUUUCCUUAUAAAGGUUUGGCUAAUAGUGAUAUGUUAA